GGCGCCCCCUCCCCCUCCCGCUCUUUUAAACCCGGCUCGCGCCGCGCUCUGCGCGUGCGCGGCCGGCGGCGGUUGAACGGUCAGCGCCAGCCCGGGAGCUGCUCUGGGGUUUAAAAGUGACUGCGCGAGCGCGGCUCGUGGCGGCGCCUCACGGCGGCGGCGGGUCUGUCUGCCCGCCCCUUGCCUCUGCGGAAGGGCUUUGUGUGGUGCCGGUCGUCUUGUCCUUUCACCUCUUCCCCGCACCUUGCUUUCGCCGCAGCAGUGCCGAGGAUCAGGCGCGGACGCCGCGGCGAAGGGAAGGUUUCGCCGCGUCCAGGUCGCCUCAUCGCUUCCCUGAGCCAGCGUCGGUUUGCGGGCGUGCGGCCCCCGUGUCUCGUCUGCAGGUGUCACGGCUGUCGCUGAAGCUGUAGCGGUGCCGGGACAAAAGCUCCGCUUUCUUAUGCGAAAUGACUACCCCAAACAAGACACCACCUGGUGCUGAUCCAAAGCAGUUAGAGAGGACGGGUACUGUUAGAGAAAUAGGCUCACAAGCAGUUUGGUCGCUUUCAUCCUGUAAGCCAGGGUUUGGAGUGGAUCAGUUACGAGAUGAUAAUCUAGAAACCUAUUGGCAGUCAGAUGGAUCGCAGCCUCAUUUGGUGAACAUUCAAUUUAGAAGAAAAACAACAGUGAAGACUUUAUGUAUCUAUGCAGACUACAAAUCUGAUGAAAGUUACACUCCAAGCAAAAUCUCUGUCAGAGUAGGAAAUAACUUUCAUAACCUCCAGGAGAUCCGGCAACUUGAAUUAGUGGAACCAAGUGGUUGGAUUCAUGUUCCUUUAACAGAUGCUCAUAAGAAGCCUAUUCGCACAUUUAUGAUUCAGAUAGCUGUUCUAGCUAAUCACCAAAAUGGAAGAGACACUCACAUGAGACAAAUCAAAGUGUACACGCCUGUGGAAGAGAGCUCUAUUGGUAAAUUUCCUAGAUGUACAACAAUUGAUUUCAUGAUGUAUCGCUCCAUAAGAUGAACUUUCUUAAUGAGAAACAAUAAAAGGAAAUCUUCUUGAUGACAGUA
This is a messenger RNA of Rhea pennata, 1051 nucleotides long. RefSeq names its product anaphase promoting complex subunit 10 (gene ANAPC10). Gene Ontology annotation, biological process: anaphase-promoting complex-dependent catabolic process; protein K11-linked ubiquitination. Bases 447 to 1004 code for a protein of 185 amino acids. The transcript is spliced from 5 exons. The record is from RefSeq and is a predicted model, not a curated record. Lineage: Eukaryota; Metazoa; Chordata; Aves; Rheiformes; Rheidae. Gene Ontology annotation, cellular component: anaphase-promoting complex.